This is a messenger RNA of Manis javanica (Malayan pangolin), 1025 nucleotides long. RefSeq names its product high mobility group AT-hook 1 (gene HMGA1). Gene Ontology annotation, cellular component: nucleus; chromatin. NCBI's taxonomy places the organism in Eukaryota, Metazoa, Chordata, Mammalia, Pholidota, Manidae. The record is from RefSeq and is a predicted model, not a curated record. Gene Ontology annotation, molecular function: transcription coregulator activity; DNA binding. Gene Ontology annotation, biological process: regulation of DNA-templated transcription.
CUCUCAGUGACACGGCUGGCGCGGGCGGGCCCGUCCCCCCUGCCCCUGGGUCGCUCUUUUUAAGCUCCCCUGAGCCGGGGCUGCGCUCCUCUAAUUGGGACUCCGAGCCCGGGCUAUUUCUGGACCUGGCGCGGCUCCAAGAAGGCAUCCGCAUUUGCUACCAGCGGCGGCGGCGGAGCCAGGCCGGUCCUCAGCGCCCAGCACCGUCGGUCCCGGCAGCCCGGAGCGCGCACUGCAGGCCGGCGGCCGAGCUCGCGACACUUGCAGAGUCACCCUGCGGUCGGGUCUGGAGCAGGGUGCGACAGGGACCUAACCAGACUCCAGAUUGAUGGGCUUUCAGAAAUGGAACCACUUGGGCCCACCUUUUGCCAAGGACAGCCAGGGAUUGGUUACCAAGGAUGUGUGGAGCUUUGGGUCUCCCAGCAUCCUAGCCAUUGCUCCUCCACCUGCUCCACAGAGAAGGGAAGAUGAGCGAGUCAAGCUCAAAGUCCAGCCAGCCCUUGGCCUCCAAGCAGGAAAAGGACGGCACAGAGAAGCGAGGGCGGGGCAGGCCGCGCAAGCAGCCUCCGGUGAGUCCCGGGACAGCGCUGGUAGGGAGUCAGAAGGAGCCCAGUGAAGUGCCAACACUGAAGAGACCUCGGGGCCGACCAAAGGGGAGCAAAAACAAGGGCGCUGCCAAGACUCGGAAAACCACCACAACUCCAGAGAGGAAACCGAGGGGCAGACCCAAAAAACUGGAGAAGGAGGAAGAAGAGGGCAUCUCGCAGGAGUCCUCAGAGGAGGAGCAGUGACCACUCGUGCCGCCUGCACCCUCAUCAAGGAGCAGUUUCCUUCUGGGACUGGACAGCUCCGCUCCCACUGCCCCCGCCCCUUCCCCCAGGCCCACUCGUCACCACCACCCACCUGUGCCCUCACCUCCACACUACACAGCACACCAACUGCUGCAGGGCCCUCGGGGCCAGUGGGGAGCAGUUUCUCUUUGGUCCAUUUCCAGCGAUGCCUCCUCCAUGUGCACACACUUGCCC